AUGGUCAUGAAAAUUUCCCUUAUUUUGGUCCUCUUUACAGUUUUCUGCGUCACUUUCAAAACAUACGCUGAAGUAGAUGCUCCAAAUGAUCACAACAAUGAUCCAACUCUCACCAACGAAGAAUUUCACAUGAAAGCAAAAAGUUCAGAACCUACAAGAUUGAAUGAGGAAGAUGAAGAUUAUGACAUAUCAGCAAAUCCUCACAGAAGGUCAACAAAAUUACACCUAAGGCGCAGGCCAAUGAAUCAUGGCGACGUGCCUAAAACACAUGCACUGGACUCAGCAAUCAGGGAUUUGAUCAGAAUUCAGACUCUUCAUAGAAAAGUAACAGAGAAAAAGGAGAGUAUCACCAUCCAGCAGCAGAAGAACCCUUCUAAUGCUUUAAUAGCAUCAUUGGAAUCUUCUAAAGGUGAGUUUUCAGGUAACAUCAUGGCAACCUUGAAGUCUGGGGCCUCUCUUGGCACAGGAGAGUAUUUCGUAGACAUGUUCGUGGGAACACCUCCUAAACAUGUUUGGUUGAUACUUGACACUGGCAGCGACCUCAGUUGGAUUCAAUGUGAUCCAUGUUAUGAUUGUUUUGAUCAAAACGGACCCCAUUAUAAUCCCAAGUACUCUAGUUCUUAUAGGAACAUAAGCUGCUAUGAUCCCCGGUGCCAACUGGUCUCUUCCCCGGACCCUCUUCAACGCUGCAAAGUUGAAAACCAAACAUGUCCUUACUUCUAUGACUAUGCAGAUGGUUCAAACACUACAGGAGAUUUUGCACUAGAAAAAUUUACUGUAAACCUCACCUCGACUAAUGGGGAGGAAAAGUUUAAAAUGGUAGUGGAUGUUACGUUUGGUUGUGGUCAUUGGAAUAAAGGCUUUUUUCAUGGAGCUGCUGGAUUGCUAGGACUUGGGAGAGGACCUCUCUCCUUUUCCUCACAGCUUCAAUCUAUCUACGGUCACUCAUUUUCUUAUUGUCUCACUGACCUAUUCAGCAACACAAGUACUAGCAGCAAAUUGGUCUUUGGAAAGGACAAUGAGCUAUUGAACAAUCACAACAUGAACUUCACUUCAUUGCUCGCAGGAGAAGAAAUUCCGGAUGAUACAUUUUACUAUCUUCAAAUAAAGUCCAUCAUGGUUGGUGGGGAAGUGCUUGAUAUUCCAGAACAAACUUGGCAUUGGUCAUCAGAAGGUGCUGCUAGUGGUGGUGCAAUUAUUGAUUCAGGCUCUACCUUGACUUUUUUCCCUGACUCGGCCUAUGAUAUUAUCAAAGAAGCGUUUGAGAAGAAAAUUAAACUGCACCAAAUUGCUGCAGAUGAUUUUAUUAUGUCCCCAUGUUACAAUGUGUCAGGAGCACUUCAAGUGGAGCUGCCUGACUUUGAGAUUCAUUUUGCAGAUGGGGCUGUUUGGAAUUUCCCUGCAGAAAACUAUUUCUACCAAUAUGAACGUGAUGAAGUUAUUUGCUUGGCAAUUCUGAAGACUCCUCAUCACUCUCAUUUCACAAUAAUUGGAAACUUACUGCAGCAGAAUUUUCACAUUCUGUAUGAUAUGAAAAGGUCUAGGCUGGGAUAUUCUCCAAGGAGGUGUGCUGGGGUUUAG
Messenger RNA from Sphenostylis stenocarpa, 1581 nucleotides. The record is from the annotation of a GenBank genome assembly. NCBI's taxonomy places the organism in Eukaryota, Viridiplantae, Streptophyta, Magnoliopsida, Fabales, Fabaceae.